AUGCCUAUUGCCUAGCUGCCAGAUUAACCUUGUCUUGGAAAUAACGUGAUUGCCCCGUAGGCUAUUCAGUGUAAGGAAGACAGAAUUCCUUGGGAACCUACCUAGUGGGUUUACCUUCCACAUUUGGUAGAGGCAAAAAGCAAAGGGGAACAUGGGCAAAGGAAGGUUUGAUGAAAAAGAAAAUGUGUCCAACUGCAUCCAGCUGAAAACAUCUGUUAUUAAGGGUAUUAAGAACCAGUUGAUAGAGCAAUUUCCAGGUAUUGAACCAUGGCUUAAUCAAAUCAUGCCUAAGAAAGAUCCUGUCAAAAUAGUGCGAUGCCAUGAACAUAUAGAAAUCCUUACAGUAAACGGAGAAUUACUAUUUUUUAGACAAAGAGAAGGACCUUUUUAUCCAACCCUAAGGUUACUUCACAAAUAUCCUUUUAUUCUGCCACACCAGCAGGUUGAUAAAGGAGCCAUCAAAUUUGUACUCAGUGGAGCAAAUAUCAUGUGUCCAGGCUUAACUUCUCCUGGAGCUAAGCUUUACCCUGCUGCAGUAGAUACCAUUGUUGCAAUCAUGGCAGAAGGAAAACAGCAUGCUCUAUGUGUUGGAGUCAUGAAGAUGUCUGCAGAAGAUAUCGAGAAAGUCAACAAAGGAAUUGGCAUUGAAAAUAUCCAUUAUUUAAAUGAUGGGCUGUGGCAUAUGAAGACAUAUAAGUGAUCCUCAGAAGGAAUGCACUUGGGCUAAAUAUGGAUAUUGUGCUGUAUCUGUGUUUGUGUCUGUGUGUGACAGCAUGAAGACAAUGCCUCUGUGGUUAUGCUGAAUAAAUUCUACAGAUGCUAAAAUUCUGUUAGCUUCAGAAAUUAUUUUAAUUUUUCUUAAACUCAGAAUUGGGUAGCACACUUGGACAUUAAAGGGUAUUUGGUAACUAACUAAACAGACAACUUAAUGUCCUAUAAGGUUAAUGAUAGAAGAUGAAUUGGUAACUGAACUUGCCAGUUUAUGGUGACCCCCAAAUAAUUUGUCAAGUUAAUGGGGCUAAAAGCCAGACUGGGAAUUUUAUACUGUUAUCCCAGGUCACCCAGCAGUACUUUUGUGUCUGUGUGUGUAUUCCUGUGUGUGUUUGUUUGUUGUUGUUUAAAUUUUCAUUAUGGAAAGUUCCUAACAUAUUCAAAAGCAUGGGAAAUAGUAUAAUGGGCCCUUUUUAUCCAUCACCCAGCUUUAAUUUUUGGCCAUCAAUAACUACAUUAAUAUGUAUCUUUAAAAGAUAAAAAUAACCAUAAUAGCAUGAUCCCACCUAAAAAAUUUUAACUAUUUCCUAAUAUGAUCAUCUAAACUAUUCAAAUUCCCUCAGUUGUCUCUCUUUAAAUUUUAUUAGUUGUUGGUUUGCUUGAAGUAGGUAACAGAUAAGAUGUGUAUGUUGCAUAUCGUUGUUGUAAAUUCCUCUCCUUUUAUCCUUUAAAUUACAUCUCAGCUUUUUGUUUGUUUGGUUGGUUUAUAGUGCUAGGGAUCAAACCCAAAGGCCUUGCACAUGCUAGGCAAGUGCUCUAUUGCUGAGCUCUGUUCCCAGCCCUAUCCAUUGAAGUAAUUAUUUAAGAAGUGUAGUUCAUUUGUAAAGUUUUCCCAUACAUUCUGGAUUUUGUAGCACUAUGAAGUCAUAUAACAUAAGUUUUAUGUCCCCUAUGUAUCCUAUGUACACAUUGAAGGCUGAAUCAGAUUAAGGUUCAAUUAUUUUAGUGCCUUAAGUAAAAUCAUACCAAAGGACACUCACAACUUCCACAUUCGGGUCCCCACCUUAUUCCCCAAAGACUAUGAAUCUCCUUUCCUAAGGGCCAUGGAUCUACUUUAAUAAGAAUAGUAAUUUGUUUUGAGAGCUUAAAAAGCAGCUGUGAAUUUGUUUAGUGAUAAAGGCCUUUCCUCCUCAUAACCUUGCUAUUAUAUUAGUGUCUCAGCCAUCUGCAUUUGGUUGUUUACCAAUAGAUGACAUGUGAUUUUAUUUUUCAGAUGGAUACAGACAUUUACAAGAUUUUGGUGAAUCGUGUUACAGUUAGAAGUUGGUGAGAAAGGUGAGGGUGGAUAGUAAAAAGAGAGAGAUUAUUCUGCUGGCUGUUCCAGCUCAGCCUCUCUGGGUCUCACAUAGGUGAAUAUAGAUCCAGAGUCUGACCCUCAGAUUAAGAAAUCAUUUCUCACUGAUGAAACUUGUAAGACUUGGAGAUUUCCCAGGUAGAAUGUAAAUGUAUUGAUUUAUAGCAAUAGGUCUACCUAGGGUAAACAGUAGUAACUAGAACAUUUCUUGGUAAACAUGGAAAAAGUAAACAAAGGUUGAUAACUUGGGAUAAUAUUUCAUCUGGGCUGGUUUAAGUUUUGGAGAAUUUUUCCUGCUUCAUUAUUACUUAGAAUGCUUAUCUGCUAAAGUCUCAUCUUUUCUAAGAUAUUUCUGUAAAAAUGCCCUGAUAUUUUACUUCCUGUAUCCUUUUCAAGUUCUAUGUAUAAUAUUUUCCUUUUGGUAUACCAGUUAUAUUCUUGAACUUAGCAUAUUGUUUUGGUUUAUUAUUCCUGGUAUAUAAAAGUAUAAAUAGUCUCAUCAGUAAUAUAGUUAGAAAUCAUCUCUCAGGAGAGGUGUCUUCAUCAGAUAUAUGCCAGCUUACUGGUUUCAGAAUCUGUUGUCUCCCCAUUUGGGGGAGGAAACACACUAUUUGAGAUCUGUAGCUUAUAUUCCUAAAAAGAAUAUAUGUAUCAUUUGUAUCAAAGCCAAGUUUUGAACUUGUAUCUUUUUGCAGUGCUGAGGAUCGAAUCCAGGGCCUCAUAUAUGCCAGGCAGGCACUCUACCACUGAGUACAACUCCAGCCCUGAACUUUUGUUUUUGAUGCUUAGAUAACAUUAAUUGGCCAAGAUUACCUGUGAAGAGUUAGCAAUGAAAAACAAAGUACACACAAACACAUAUUGGAGAAGUUACAACUUUUUAUUGCCUGGUUUUUGAAAUGAUUUAUCCUUGUAUCUAACCAUUAGUACAGUGAGGUAUAGAGAACACUUUUUAAAUAUUCAACAUCAACAUCUGUGCUUGUUUUUCUACUAUGCUGAGGUACACUGAAUAUGUUGCCUUGGUGAUGUGUACUAAAUAUGUAUGUUCCCUACCUCCCCUGGGUCUGAGUCCUCAGCUCAUCCAUUUGUUUUAAUCAGGGUUAUCACUCUAAAUGUACAGGCUUUUUCAGCUUCUCAACAUUAGGUCAUGCAUGGAAGCCGAUUCAGAGAGGUUAAACUAGCAGGUAUAUCAGCCUCUUUAGAUACUGUGGUUGAAGGAAACUUGUUUACCCAUAUCCCCAAGAGUAGGAAUACAGGGAGAGCCUGUUUUCUCUCAAGCAAUGUGUUUCCAGUUCAUUUUAAGUUUCAAAAUUAAUUUUGUGUCAAACCACUUUACCAGCUAGCCAUGCCUAUGUAUUUUAAUCACUUUUACUUAGCCAAUGUCAAUUUAGCUCAGUGGGUAUUUAUUAUCUACUAGAUUUUAGGUGAUGUGGCACAAAGAUGAAUAAUACACUAGUAGCUGCCCUUAAGAAGCUUCCAGUCUAGUUAGUAAAGAAAAUUUAAGCUGUGCACGGUGGCUGGGAGGUUGAGCAAGUUCAAAGCCAGCCUCAGCAAUUUAGCAAGGCCCUGAGUAACUUAGGGAGACCCUGUCUAAAAAUAA
Molecule: messenger RNA, 3662 nt
Organism: Urocitellus parryii (Arctic ground squirrel)
Lineage: Eukaryota; Metazoa; Chordata; Mammalia; Rodentia; Sciuridae
Gene: Mcts1
Product: MCTS1 re-initiation and release factor
Biological process (GO): formation of translation preinitiation complex
Molecular function (GO): RNA binding
Source: RefSeq, a predicted model, not a curated record